Schistocerca gregaria is the source of this 3220-nucleotide messenger RNA. Its product is annotated as peroxisomal acyl-coenzyme A oxidase 3. Gene Ontology annotation, cellular component: peroxisome. Gene Ontology annotation, biological process: fatty acid beta-oxidation using acyl-CoA oxidase; lipid homeostasis. Lineage: Eukaryota; Metazoa; Arthropoda; Insecta; Orthoptera; Acrididae. The transcript is spliced from 15 exons. Gene Ontology annotation, molecular function: fatty acid binding; pristanoyl-CoA oxidase activity; FAD binding. Bases 617 to 2707 code for a protein of 696 amino acids. The record is from RefSeq and is a predicted model, not a curated record.
AAACACUAGUGACAUUGUCAUAAGAGUUGCAUGGGUUUUUCAACAGGUGUAAAAGUCGUCACGUGAGCACAUACUCAGUGGUUGAGAUCUUCCCGCCAAAUUCAAUUUGCAUGACUGAAUUUGUAACAAACGAAAGACGCGAUGCGUGACGGUAGUUGUCAAUCAGUUAAAGUGGUAAAGUGGAGGCGUAACUGCUGAGCUAAUUUCAGUUCUCUGUGGAAAUGACGGCUCUAUUAUUGUGUGGACGAGAGAGAGAUACAAAGAGAGUGUCAAGUGUGACGAUAUUAUAUUGGCCAAAAUGUAAAUCUCAGCAAAACAUGUCCGUCCACCAGUUGCUUCAGCAAAUUCCUGUGUCGCAGAAGAAGAGUUAGCUGAUCUUUUUCUCAUAAACUGAUGCAUAAUCUUGUCGUUGUUACUUCUACGUAGACGUUCUUGUUACGUGUGGUUGUGUCUAAAAUAUGCAGGCGUAUACCUGAAAGUUUCGUCGCCGGUUAUUUUCUGUGUUUUCAGUACACACCCACUUAGCGCACUACGGUUUCGUGACUUUGGUGAUUACAUUUAAUAUUUUCGUUGUGAAAGAGGACCGCAUCCACUACCGUGACAUACAAACCGGAAGAUGGCCCACGCGAAUGAUACAAGCUUUAUACCAGACCUCCCAUCAGGACCAUUAGAUGAUUACAGGAGGAAAGCAUCAUUUGACUGGAAAAAGAUGAAGUUGGUAUUUGAAAAACCAGAUGUACUGAAACUAAAGAUGAAAGUAUGGGAAACUCUCAAAUCUGAUGUGCUUUUUCAACAUUUAACUACUACUCCAAGUGCUGAAGAACAAAAACAUAGAGCUGCUCUCCAGUUGUCAAAGCUGCAUCAGUACCGAUUUUAUACUGAUGAGAUACUCAGUGCCAAUUACCGUAAUAAGACUCGGUCUAUCAUGACAAUCAAUGAAGCAACAGCAGCUUUAAGUACUGAUUUAUCUGUGAAAUUUGCCGCAGGAGUUGCACUCUGCUCAAACACCAUAUUAACACUGGGGACCGAAAGACACCUUCAUUUCUUCAAAGCAGUUUGGAAUGGUGAGAUUUUGAGCUGCCUUGCAUUGACAGAGGUUGAACAUGGAAGCAAUACAAAGAAAAUGAGGACAACUGCAACAUACGAUCCUUCCACUCAAGAAUUUAUAAUUCAUACCCCUGAUUUUCGUGCAGCAAAAUGCUGGGCUGGAAAUUUAGGAAAGACAUGCACACAUGCAGUCCUAUUUGCACAACUUGUCACUGCUGAUGGUGUCUGCCAUGGUCUUCAUGCUUUCAUGGUGCCCAUCCGGAAUCCCAAGACACUGAUGCCGUACACAGGCAUCAUAGUUGGUGACAUGGGAGAGAAGAUUGGUCUCAAUGGAAUUGAUAAUGGGUUCAUCAUUUUCCAGAAUUACAGAAUUCCAAGAGAAAAUCUACUAAACAGAGUUAGUGAUGUAACACCAGAAGGAGAGUAUGAAACGUUUUUCACAAACCCACAGCAACUAUUAGGUGCAUCUUUAGAAAACCUGUCUGCAGGACGAGUUGGUAUAAUGCAAGAAAGCGCAAAUACACUGUGUCACUCUGUCUGUAUUGCUGUAAGAUACUCGGCAAUAAGAAAGCAGUUUGGCCCUGAUGAAAAUGAGGAACUUCCUAUCCUGGAGUACCAGUUGCAGCAAUGGCGUUUGUUACCAUAUGUGUCGGCUGCCUGUGCCCUGAAAGUAUUUGUUUCAUCUUUCACUGAUCAGUAUUUGGACUGUGUUGAAGAAAGUAACUCAGGAGGAAAACUUAGGAGACUUAAUGCAAUGGUGUCGGAGAUCCACGCUAUGGUCUCGGCUUCCAAACCUCUUAUUACAUGGACGUGUGCCUACGCAUUGCAGGAAUGCCGUGAAGCAUGUGGUGGAAAUGGAUAUUUAAAAGCAUCAGGACUUGGAGAGCUAAGAAAUAAUCAUGAUGCAAAAGUGACCUACGAAGGUGAUAAUAAUGUAUUAUUACAACAGACAAGUAAUUGGUUAUUAAGGCAGUGGAGGCAAGUCCAAGAAAAUAGUUCGUCUCCAGAAGUUGCAUCGCCUCUUAAAUCAGCAUAUUUCUUGUUACAUGCGAAAGAUAUAUUAAGUAAACAGUUCACUGGCUCCUGCUUGGAUGAUGUUCUGAGGCAUACAUUUGUGAAAGAGAGUUUCCAGUGGCUGAUAUGCUGGCUCCUGAAUGUUACAGAACAUAGGUAUCAGACAUACUUGAAGAACUGUGAAAAUAAUUUUACUGCAAGGAAUAAUGUACAAGUUUAUUUUGCAAGGACAUUGUCUGUUGUAUAUGCUCAGAAUAAUGUGUUGGUUUACUUCUGGCAAAAGUGUAAUGACCUGAAUGUAGAAGAACAGCUGAAACCAGCUCUAAUUAGAAUGUACCUGUUGUAUGGUCUCUGGUGCCUGGAAAAACAUUUAGUUAUUCUGUAUGAAGGUGGUUAUGCACAAGGACCAAAAGUGGCAACUCUUGUGAAAGAAGCUAUCCUCCACCUGUGCCACCAACUUAAGGAUGAUGCUGUGGCCAUUGUUGAUGCUCUGGCCCCACCAGAUUAUAUCCUUAACUCUGUUCUUGGAAAGUCAGAUGGGAAGGUGUAUGAUAAUCUCCAGACAACGUUUUUCCACAGUAAUGGAGCAAUGGGAAGACCAUAUUGGUGGAAUGAAGUUGUGCCAAAGCAAAUAUCUAAAUUAUAAUGAAAGUUAUUCUCGUUCCAUAAGAAUGUUUUCAUUACCGUGAAAACGUUAUGCUCAUAUUUAUUGUUGUUUCAUAAAAAUUGUCAUUAUCUUACCUGAUCUCAUGCUGUAUAAUAUUUUCAAUACUGUAUUUUAAAUGUAUAUAUUUAUUUGGAAUUGCUGUUUAUAGUUACCAAAUAUUUGUCUUUAUACCAGUUGUUCUUAAAAGAUUCUACAUCAUCAUUUGUUCUUUUGUAUUCAUUUCAAGCACAAGACUCACUACAUCUAAUAUAAACAUUGGUGAAGCUCUUGUUCUUUCUCAAUCAGGGUUUCUACUGUUUACAUACUCUGCAGUGAGGAGAGAGAGUGUUAUGUUAUAGCAUUGUAGCUUGUGUGUCGUAGUUGUAUGCCAUGUCUUAUUCUCAUACAGAUCAUGGAAGAUUGAUAGAUAUGAAUUUUGUGUUGUCAGAAACUCAUUUCUUGUUAUUCAGGCAUUCAGUCAUGAGCAAAAUAAAAGGGCAAUAUAACAAAUAA